Messenger RNA from Acanthocheilonema viteae, 510 nucleotides. The record is from the annotation of a GenBank genome assembly. NCBI's taxonomy places the organism in Eukaryota, Metazoa, Nematoda, Chromadorea, Rhabditida, Onchocercidae.
AUGGUCUUAAUCAGCGUAACAAGGAUUUCACUACGAAAUAUUGUUGAGCUUGAAAGGUUCAUAUCGACAUCGUGUCCAUUUCAAAAGAACACCGCUGGGAAGUAUAGGACAACAAGUGGACGAAAGCAAAUGCUUACAUACGAAAUGGCUCACCGACCUCAUCAUAUUGGAGUUAAAAAAUCGUGGUUAGCAUGGCACUCACAAAAUUUGGAAACGUUCAGGCAGCGACAACCUGUCGUGAUAGCACAAGAUGAUAUUAUUCGUCGAUUCGUGCGUGGUUUUUUCCCAGACUACAUAACCACUGAUGGAAGUGAGCUGGUUAUCAAACGGCAAGGGAAUUGUGUCCGUGUAGCAGGAUUCUUUCACUAUCGGAACAGAUUAAACAUACGUGAGAUAUAUUGGAUGUUUGGAUUUACUGAAGAAUUUCUCUCAAUUCUGCUCAAACAACCAGUGAAGUUGGAGAUCCAAUUCGUGGCCGAUGAAAAAGACUUAGCUUAUAACUAUAUAUGA